Molecule: messenger RNA, 5418 nt
Organism: Cygnus atratus (black swan)
Lineage: Eukaryota; Metazoa; Chordata; Aves; Anseriformes; Anatidae
Gene: COL5A3
Product: collagen type V alpha 3 chain
Exons: 67
Coding region: 1-5418 (1805 amino acids)
Molecular function (GO): extracellular matrix structural constituent
Source: RefSeq, a predicted model, not a curated record
AUGGAGCCCCCCCCGCGCCCCGCCGCCCUCCUCGCCCUCCUCGCCCUGCUGCCCGCGGCCACCGCAGCCGUGCCCGUGGACGUGCUGCAGACGCUGGGCAUGAAGGACGGCCGGGACGGCGUCGCCGUCACCGCCGGGAUCUGCACGCAGCGCCCCGGCACCGAGGACCCCGACUUCGCCUUCCGCGUGGACAACCGCACGCAGCUCAGCGCGCCCACCAGGCAGCUCUUCCCCGAUUCCUCCUUCCCCGUGGAUUUCUCCAUCCUGGCCACGGUGCGUGCCCGGCGCGGCGGCCAAGCCUUCCUGCUCUCCAUCUACGACGAGCGCGGCGUGCAGCAGCUGGGGGUGGAGGUCGGGCGCUCGCCCGUUUUCCUCUACGAGGACCAGGACGGGCACCCGGCCCCCGAACGCUACCCCGUCUUCCGCAAGGUGAACCUGGCCGACGGCAGGUGGCACCGCGUGGCGCUGGCCGUGGAGGGCACCAACGUGUCCCUGCUGGUGGACUGCCACCUCCUCGCCACGCUGCCGCUGGAGCGAGGACCCCGGCCCGUCGUCAGCACCGAGGGGGUGACGCUUUUCGGGGCGCGCCUGCUGGAUGAGGAGGUGUUCGAGGGCGACAUCCAGCAGCUGCUGAUCGUGCCGGACCCCGCGGCCGCCCACUCCUACUGCCAGCUCUACAUGCCAGCCUGCGACCAGCCCCUGCUCUACCCGCUCCUGGCCCCCUUCCCGGAGGAGAGCGGCCCGGAGCCCAGCGCCGCCCCGCGUAGGAAGGGCAAGAAGGGCAAGGGGAAAGGCAAGCGCAAGGGGAAAGGCAAGAAGAGGAGGAACAAGGAGCUGCAGGAGCAGCACGAGGCCUCCGAGCCCUCUGCCGUGGCCAACCAGGCCAGCACGCCCACGCCGCCGCCGCCGUCUGUGGAGGACAGCUCCCCGCUGCCGGUCACCUCCAGCCUGGCCACCACUGUGAGCGUCGCCCUGAACCGCACCGACCCCUUCGAGGACGCUGGCGAGGAGCUCGUGCUGGAAUCCGGGGAGGACGGAGCCGCUGGGGCUGCCAGCGCCGAGCUGCCAGGCUACGAGGACUACUACGACGGGGACCCUGCGAGCCCGGAGCGGUUCGGCCCCGCCGAGCGGGAGGAGACGGUGAUCCGGGCUCCCCAGGCAGUUCGGAGCUCUGCCCCGAGCUCGCGGCCGCGUCCCCUCACCGCGGCGCUGCGCUGCGUCCCGCAGGAGCCCAGCCUGAAGGGGGACAAGGGCGAGCCGGCUGUCGUGGAGCCGGAUCGGCGAUUUGAGGGGCCGCCGGGACCCCCGGGCCCUGCGGGGGAAACGGGACCCCUGGGACCACCGGGGCUCCCAGGGCUGCCCGGGGACCCCGGAGAGCAGGGCCCCGCGGGACGGCCGGGGCUGCCAGGAGCCGACGGGAUCCGCGGCCCGGCCGGGACCACGAUCAUGCUGCCGUUCCAGUUUGGCGGAGACUCCCUCAAGGGCCCCACCGUCUCCUUCCAAGAAGCCCAAGCCCAGGCGAUCCUGCAGCAGGCAAAGCUUGCCAUGAAGGGCCCCCCCGGCCCCAUGGGGCUCACCGGCCGGCCGGGUCCGCUGGGUCUGCCCGGACACCCGGGCCUUAAAGGGGACGCAGGGGACAUGGGGCCGCGGGGUCCCCGGGGACUGCAGGGACCACCGGGACCACCGGGGAAGCUGGGCAGACGGGGUCGCGCUGGAGCAGACGGUGCCAGGGGUCUCCCGGGGGACACCGGACCCAAGGGUGACCGGGGCUUCGAUGGCUUGCCGGGGCUGCCGGGGGAGAAGGGCCACAGGGGUGACGUGGGGAAGCCAGGACCAGCGGGCACCCCCGGGGAGAAAGGCGCCAGGGGCUCGGAUGGCUUGCCAGGACCGCGGGGGCAACCGGGGGAACCCGGCAUGCGAGGGCUCAUCGGCUCCCGUGGCUCCCCCGGCCCCCCGGGACCACCGGGUGCCAGCGGCAUCGACGGCGCGCCGGGACCCAAGGGCAACGUGGGAAUCCAAGGGGAGCCGGGCCCCCCGGGACAGCAAGGAAACCCCGGUCCGCAGGGUCUGCCCGGCCCCCAGGGCCCCGUCGGGCUGCCAGGGGACAAGGGCCCGCCGGGGAAGCCGGGAAUCCAAGGGGUGGCUGGGGCCGACGGGCCCCCGGGUCACCCUGGCCGAGAAGGGCCGGCCGGAGAGAAGGGCCUCCAGGGUCCUGUGGGUGCCCCAGGUCCUGUCGGCUAUCCAGGACCCCGUGGGGUGAAGGGAGCUUUUGGGGUGCGGGGCCUGAAGGGCAGCAAAGGGGAGAAGGGUGAAGAUGGAUUCCCUGGCUUCAAGGGGGACAUGGGUCCCAAAGGCGACAGGGGCGACCAAGGCUCGCUGGGUCCCCGCGGCGAGGACGGCCCCGAGGGGCUGAAGGGACAGACGGGUCCCGUGGGGGAGCCGGGUGCUGCUGGCCCUGCGGGCGAGAAGGGCAAGCUGGGGGUGCCGGGCCUCCCAGGCUACCCCGGGCGCCAGGGCCCCAAGGGAUCCGCUGGCUUCCCAGGUCCCGUGGGGCUGGCAGGAGAGAAAGGCAAGAGGGGCAAGGCUGGCCAGGUCGGGCAGACGGGACAGCGAGGGCCCCCGGUGAGCGGCCGCAGCCCCGGCCCCGAGCUGGGGGGCCUGCCGGGGGAGCGAGGGCUGCCCGGCCCCACAGGGACACCCGGCCCAAAGGGAGAUCCUGGCCACGACGGGGCCCCCGGCGUGGUGGGAGAGAAGGGCCCUCAAGGUCCGCAGGGUCCCCACGGCUUCCCGGGCACCAAAGGGCCCCCUGGCCCUGCCGGGAAGGAUGGCUUGCCGGGACACCCGGGGCAGCGUGGCGAGCCGGGAUUUCACGGCAAAACCGGCCCCCCCGGCCCCACGGGGGUGGUGGGACCUCAGGGUAAAUUGGGUGAAACGGGGCCGGUGGGCGAGAGGGGGCACCCAGGCCCUCCUGGCCCCCCCGGGGAGCAGGGUCUGCCUGGGGCUGCUGGCCGAGAAGGAGCCAAGGGAGACCCCGGCCCGGCUGGCGUCGCUGGUAAGAGCGGCCCCCUGGGCGUCCACGGCUUUCCAGGCACGCGGGGGGCACCCGGAGAGACGGGUCCUCCUGGCCUGAAGGGUGGCGAAGGCCCCCCCGGCCCCCCUGGGCCCACGGGUUCCCCUGGCGAGCGAGGCCCCACGGGGUCUGUGGGCGGCAUCGGCCUGCCCGGCCGUGGGGGGGCACAGGGCCCCCCCGGCCCCCUGGGCGAGAAGGGGUCCCCGGGCGAGCGGGGUCCCAUGGGUCCGGCCGGGCACGACGGCAUCCAGGGUCCCCUGGGGCUGCCGGGGCCCCCCGGUCCCCCCGGCCCCGCUGGAGAGGAUGGGGACAAGGGCGAGAUGGGGCUUCCCGGACAGAAGGGCAGCAAAGGCGACAAGGGCGAGGCGGGCCCUCCAGGACCGCCAGGAAUCCAGGGACCCAUCGGGCACCCCGGCCCUGCGGGAGCGGACGGGGAACCGGGGCGCCGCGGGCAGCAGGGGAUGUUUGGGCAGAAAGGAGAUGAGGGAUCGCGGGGUCACCCCGGCCUGAGCGGCCCCCCCGGACUGCAGGGCAUGCCAGGCCCCCCAGGCGAAAAGGGCGAAAACGGAGACGUUGGCCCCAUGGGACCCCCUGGAGCGCCAGGACCCCGUGGGCCGCAGGGACCCAGCGGUGCCGAGGGUCCCCAGGGAAUGCCAGGCGGCGUGGGACAGCCGGGAGCCGUGGGAGAAAAGGGUGAGCCCGGUGAAGCCGGGGACCCCGGAGCCCCUGGGGAGCCUGGCCCACCCGGUGUGAAAGGAGACGUGGGGGAGAAGGGAGACGCGGGGCCGUCGGGGGCAGCCGGACCCCCCGGCAAGAAGGGUCCCCCGGGAGAGGAUGGAGCCAAAGGCAACCUGGGUCCCGUCGGCUUCCCAGGGGAUCCCGGCCCCCCCGGAGACCCCGGCCCACCGGGUCUGGACGGGGCUGUUGGAGAGAAGGGUGACGGCGGGGACCCAGGCCUGCCGGGUCCGCCAGGCGCGUCAGGGGAACCGGGGCCCCCAGGCCCCCCCGGGCGGAGGGGACCCGUGGGGCCCGUGGGGCGCGAGGGCCGUCAGGGCGAGAAGGGUGCCAAGGGGCAGCCCGGCACCGAGGGGCCGCCUGGAAAGACGGGACCCGUGGGGGCGCAGGGGCCCCCGGGGCGGCCGGGCUCCGAAGGGUUGCGGGGGAUCCCUGGCCCUGCGGGCGAACAAGGCCUCCUGGGGGCACCGGGACAAGCGGGACCACCCGGCCCCCUGGGCCCCGUGGGAUUGCCCGGCCUCAAGGGAGACCCCGGCCACAAGGGAGAUAAGGGCCACGCUGGCUUGAUUGGGCUCAUCGGACCGCCGGGGGAGAUGGGGGAGAAAGGAGACCAGGGGCUCCCGGGCAUCCAGGGCCCCCCGGGACCCAAAGGAGACCCCGGUUUGGCUGGCCCCACCGGCCCCACCGGCCCCCCCGGGCCCCCCGGGCUCUCGGGUCCCUUGGGCCAGAAGGGCUCCAAAGGCUCGCCGGGUGCUCUGGGUCCCCGAGGUGACACGGGCCCCCCAGGGCCCCCAGGACCACCGGGCCGCCCGGCUGAGCUGCUCGAGCCGCUGCCCUCGAGCCGGAGCGGGAGGCACCGGCGGGCAGCCCAGGGGGCUCGGGGCGAGCAGGGCACCCCCCCGGACUACGAGGGGCUGGAGGAGGUGUACGCCUCGCUCAGCUCCCUGCGCACCGAGGUCGAGCAGCUGCGGCGGCCCCUGGGCACCCCCGAGAGCCCCGCGCGCGUCUGCAAGGAGCUGCAGCUCUGCCACCCGCACCUGCAGGACGGCGAGUACUGGAUUGACCCCAACCAGGGCUGCUCCCGAGACGCCUUCAGGGUUUUCUGCAACUUCACAGCCGGCGGCGAGACCUGCCUCUUCCCCGACAAGAAGUUCGAGGCCGUCCGCCUGGCUGCCUGGAACCGGGAGAAGCCAGGGACGUGGUACAGCACCUUCAGGAGGGGCAAGAAGUUCUCCUACGUGGACGCGGACGGGAACCCGGUGCCCGUGCCCCAGCUCACCUUCCUGCGCCUCCUGAGCGCCAGCGCCCGCCAGAACUUCACGCUGACGUGCCAGCACGCCGCCGCCUGGUACGACGCCCGCGCCGCCUCCUUCGCCCGCGCCCUGCGCUUCCGCGGGGCCAACGACGAGGAGCUGGGCCACGACCACCCGGCCGCCCCCGUCCGUGCCCUCCGCGACGGCUGCCAGGAACGCCACGGCCAGGAGCGGACGGUGCUGGAGGUGUCCUCGUCCCACGUCGAGCGGCUGCCGCUGAUGGACGUGGCCGUGGCCGACUUUGGGGACGCCAACCAGAAAUUCGGCUUCGAGCUGGGCCCCGUCUGCUUCGUGGGCUGA